CAAAGAAACAACAAAUUAUGGAGUAAUUUUUGUGUUCCCUAAAAAUUUUACAGAGCGAAGACAAUGAGCUCCGGAGAGCAAACACGGCGGAGGUCAUGCGCCGCCUGUUUCACUGCGCUUUGUUCUUGCUACUCUCCAGUUCAUCAGAUGCAGCAAUAUUAUAGGCUGGGUGCCCUUGACAAUUGCUAUGAUAAAUGGAGUGCUCUUUUUGAUUGUUUGAGACUAAAAACUAAACAACCAUCAGAAGUGGAGGAAGCUUCGAAGAAGCAGGGCCAAGCUAAGCCUCACAUCUGGACUUUUCGAACACCAGAAGAAGCAACAGUUUACUGGAAUAAGCUCUUUGGGCAAAUUAUUAAUAAAAAGAAGUGAUAGAAACCCGAAAUACAAAUCACACAGGUGGAUGGCAUUUCAUUGCUUCUAAUUGGUUAAGGUUGGCGUUAUUUUUGUUUGUAGAUUCUGCAAUAACAUUUUUUAUGAAUUCUAGACGGGAAACAAUUUCAGUUUUCUUACUUCUAUUGAUUGGCGGUUGAUAUCGUUAUGGAGGAAAUCUUCACUGUAGAUCUUGUGAUAUUCCAUCUUGAAGGUAUGAUUUAUGCUUCUGCAGUUCUGCAAUAGGAUACUAUCACUUUUUGCA
Ipomoea nil (Japanese morning glory) is the source of this 634-nucleotide messenger RNA. RefSeq lists its product as uncharacterized. Lineage: Eukaryota; Viridiplantae; Streptophyta; Magnoliopsida; Solanales; Convolvulaceae. Bases 64 to 369 code for a protein of 101 amino acids. The record is from RefSeq and is a predicted model, not a curated record. The transcript is spliced from 3 exons.